CUUCACAUUAACAAAGCCUCAAGUGGAUUAAUGAGAAAAUGCUGAUCAUUUUUUACUUCAUGCUCUCUGUCGUAGUUGGACGAUGCAAAGAUAAUCUGAGUGUUGGAACAAGAACUGUUGCUGUUGGAGAAGAUGUGACCCUAACCUGCCCGCGAUUGACCUCUGAGCAUAAAGCAUCUCUGUACUGGAUCAGAUUUAUUCCUGGACAAUGGCCUGAAUUCUUGGGAGGAACAUAUUCCUUCGAUUUUAGUGAUAGUAUAGAAACUGCUCAUAUUACAGCAAAACAAGAGACAAAAUCCUUUGUCUUGCACAUUAGUAAAGUCCAGCACAGUGAUGCUGGCCUUUACUAUUGCUUAAAAGUUAAUUGGCUCAACAUGAGUUUUUUAACGGGGGAAUUUCUGAGAAUCAGUGGAAAAGAGUCAAACAUCACUGCCAUUGUCCAACACCCUCUACCUGAUCGAGUUCAUCCAGGAAGCCCAGUCUCUCUACAUUGUUCAGUCCUCUCUAACACUCUAGAUAAAACUUGUUCAACAGAUCAUAGGGUGUUCUGGUUCCUAGCUGCAUCAGAUAAAUCUAAUCCCAGUUUAAUUUAUGCUCCUGCAAACCCCAGUAGUGAAUGUAAGAACAAUCCUGAGGAUCAUUCUGGGCGAAAAUGUAUCUAUAGCUUCUCGAAGAACAUCACUGCUUCUGAUGUUGGGACUUACUACUGUGCUGUGGCCUCAUGUGGAAUGAUUUUGUUUGGAAAUGGAACCAAACUGGACAUAGAAGGUCCCAGCAUGUCAAAUUUGCAGAAGACAAAUGCAGUUUUUAUUGUGUUAUUUGCCAUUUUGACUGGAAGUGUGAUUAUUACAUUCAUUCUCACUUACAUCCUCAUGAAGAAAACUUGUCACUGUUCAAAUGAUGCUAAAGGGGCUCAUGAUGAUCAGCAGAUUCAGCAGAGAGGCGAGAACUCGUUGGUUUACAGUGCUCCCAUAUUGACCAACAGGAAAGCUGCCAGAAUAGAGAGAAGAAACAAAGAAACAUCAGAGGUUGUCUACAGUGGUGUCAAUUAAUUAGUACUUGAUUAAUAUCUACAUAAAUCUGGUUGCUACUGGAAAUGUUUUUAUUUUUCUUCAAUUCUUUGAAAAAGCAUUUAACCAGGCUAUAUUUUGCCUAUAUGAAAAAUUAUAAUUCACAAUUGUGAAAACUUUAAGUCUUGUUUAAAAACACCUGUGUUUUUUUUUAUAUAUAUUAUUGCUUAGCAUGGGUGUACUUGUGUGUAUUUCUCUGAUGCAUACUGAAGUAUGAAUAAAUUGAAACAGUAAUCCCAAUAUUUUAUAAUGUGUAAUAUAACACACUUUCAAAAACUGUGUGGUUUAAAUAAAAAGAGUCAAUUUUUUUACUAUUGCUAAAUGGUAAAUACAAGUGAAAGAGUUUCUGAUUAAUGAGAUUGA
Messenger RNA from Xiphophorus maculatus (southern platyfish), 1433 nucleotides. RefSeq lists its product as uncharacterized. The transcript has 6 exons. Gene Ontology annotation, biological process: response to bacterium. The record is from RefSeq and is a predicted model, not a curated record. Lineage: Eukaryota; Metazoa; Chordata; Actinopteri; Cyprinodontiformes; Poeciliidae. Bases 39 to 1052 code for a protein of 337 amino acids.